Molecule: messenger RNA, 3223 nt
Organism: Condylura cristata (star-nosed mole)
Lineage: Eukaryota; Metazoa; Chordata; Mammalia; Eulipotyphla; Talpidae
Gene: GPR88
Product: G protein-coupled receptor 88
Exons: 3
Coding region: 407-1243 (278 amino acids)
Biological process (GO): G protein-coupled receptor signaling pathway
Cellular component (GO): membrane
Molecular function (GO): G protein-coupled receptor activity
Source: RefSeq, a predicted model, not a curated record
UCUGAGCACAAGGGUGCUCUCUCCUCUUGCGCUCAGCUUCUGCUUUUGCAGCCAAGCAUCCUCGCCGCUGCCCGCCAGCCUACCCACCGUCUGGGCUUGCAGCCGCCCCUUGACUUUCCCAGCGCUGUCCUGCCAGCUGAGACCGUCCCUGCCGCUGCUGGAUUCUAUCUAGGACCAUGUGUGUGGAUACUGCUUGGGAAAACCGAGCGCUUGCUCCUGGCACCGAUUCCAGCUGAGUUUCUCCUGUUGAUUUCGGGGCCACAGAUGCUGCGGAGGAGGUGGUAUUUCCUGGCAUCCCUUGCUCCGCUCCAGCCAGCACCGGACCAGCCCCGAACAGGCGGGUGUCAGGAUGGGCCACGCUGCGAGAAACCGCCACUAGUGAGCGAGGUGUGAAGAGUUGGCCAGAAUGACCAACUCCUCGUCCACGUCCACCUCCUCUACCACGGGGGGAUCGCUGCUGUUGCUCUGCGAGGAAGAAGAGUCGUGGGCUGGCCGGCGCAUCCCGGUGUCCCUGCUGUACUCGGGGCUGGCCAUCGGUGGCACGCUGGCCAACGGCAUGGUCAUCUACCUGGUGUCGUCCUUCAGAAAGCUGCAGACCACCAGCAACGCCUUCAUUGUGAACGGCUGCGCCGCUGACCUCAGCGUCUGCGCCCUCUGGAUGCCUCAGGAAGCGGUGCUCGGCCUCCUGCCCGCGGGCUCCGCGGAGCCCCCCGGGGACUGGGACGGCGCGGGGGGCAGCUACCGCCUGCUGCGGGGCGGGCUGCUGGGCCUUGGGCUCACCGUGUCCCUGCUGUCCCAUUGCCUGGUGGCCCUGAACCGCUACCUGCUCAUCACUCGGGCGCCCGCCACCUACCAGGCGCUGUACCAGCGGCGCCACACUGCGGGCAUGCUGGCGCUGUCCUGGGCGCUCGCCCUGGGCCUCCGGCGCCUCAGCGGCCUGUCGGUGCUGCUCCUCUGUUGUGUCUUCCUGCUGGCCACGCAGCCGCUGGUGUGGGUGAGCCUGGCCAGCGGCUUCUCGCUGCCCGUGCCCUGGGGCGUGCAGGCGGCCAGCUGGCUGCUGUGCUGCGCGCUGUCCGCGCUCAACCCGCUGCUCUACACGUGGAGGAACGAGGAGUUCCGCCGCUCCGUGCGCUCCGUCCUCCCGGGUGUCGGCGACGCGGCCGCCGCCGCUGUGGCCGCCACGGCCGUGCCCGCCGUGUCCCAGGCGCAGCUGGGCACCCGCGCCGCCGGCCAGCACUGGUGAGCCCCGCGGGGCGCGAGCGAGCGGACACUCUCGGCUUCCACCGUCCCUGACCGCGAUCGCGUCCUGUCCCAGUCGUGUCCCCCGCCCGAACCGAGACGCCGGCGGCCGAGCGCGACGCAGCGGCGCGAAGGCUGCGCCUUGCACCCCAUGGAAAACCCGAACCCAGGUCCCUCUCUAGCUGGGGUUCGCCGAGACCUCGUCACAGCCGCCCGAUUGCCCUCACCUUGUUGUUUCUGUGUUUAGAGACACCCUACAGUCAAAACGCCAGAGACUUCAAGAACUUGCAAAUUGGCAUUUGAAGAGAACCGGUUAAUUUAUUUCAACACUGUUUUGGAAAAACCUCUUUGAUAACGUUACCAUCCCCACCUUUGUCGUCUUAUAGUUUAUAUGAAGCGCCUUGAGUGUGCAUGAGCCAAAGGAGGUGAUACUGAUGAAGGAGAUAAUAUUCACGAAGUCUUUUGAGAAAGUAAUCUAUUUUGGACGAUACUUCUGUUAUCAUUUAGCCUUUGACUAUUAAGCUGGAAGACUGAAGCCACAGUUGUGCACACCAGUAUGAGUUGCCAUUAAGACCUCAAGCCCUUUAUUCUUAAAAGGGUUUUUAUAAAGUAAAAAUAUUCCCAAACGAGAGAGAAUCUUAGCCAGUGAGGGGGAAAAACAUGCUUUUACACUCCCUUUUGCACUUCUAAGAAAGACUAAUCAUUGGCAUUGAGCGUUAAAGUGAAAAUUUUCCAGUUAGCUAACUGAUGAACUAGCAAUGGAAUUGUAAAGACAAAUAAGGGGGUUAUCUAUUUUAGGUACCAGUUUCAAGUUUUCUGUAGCAUGCACACUUGUUGCUACUCUUAUUUUGUAAUCAACUUACUUGCCUCAUGAGUGUGAUUGCAGCUUUGAACAUUCUGUACUAUAAUGGUUGCUAAGGAGAAUAAGUCCUUCUGUUUUCUCUUAAACAUUUAAAAUAUUUCAAUGCACAUGAUAUAAUCAAACACUGAUAUUACUAUAGCUGCCGUUGCAUGCUCCUAGAUGCUAGAACUUUCGGGCAUGUGGUAUACUAAAGCAAUACCCAUUCGCCAAGGAUAUUUUACUUCUUCCAGACACCAGAAGAAGUGGCCUUCAAUUAUUUGAAAAGAGACACAAGACACCUCUGGCUACCUAGAGUUCUUCUUGUCUUAACCCAAUUAAUGAGAAAACUCCCAGAUGGGACUGUCUUGCAAAUAGAGCCACAUUCAAGAUGGAAUCAAUGAUUGGCUUGGCUCUGCAAAGCCAUCUGUGUGCUCUUUUAUGGUUUAGAUAAGUCACACAGUAGAAAGUAACAUGAUUUUAUGUAGUAUAUAUAUAUAUAUAUGAUGACAGUCAACAACAAUAUCAUGUCUGAUAAAGGAGGUGUAAUAAACUCAGUUAUAAUGAACAGCUCAAAGGGGAAUCUGUGCUCACAUGUGUGAUUUGAAGUUGGUUAUUUCAUCUUUGAUUUUCUAAAUUUACUUAAAUAAUGGGCAAUCACUUUACCAAAUUAAAGUGGGAAGAAUGUAAUUUUAAGUAAUCAUCUAUCAGCAUUCAGAUUACUGACUAUAUCAUAUUUGGGGCCUAAAGGACUCAGUUGGGUAGUUCAGAAACAAAAUAGCUGGCUUUUGCACUUCUGGACAUGUGAAGCCAGGAUAGUAGGAACACUUGUGCAUUUGAAUGAUAUCAGGAGUUACAGGAAGUCUUGAUUUGUUUGCCAUAGAACAAAACAAAACAGAUAUAUGUUCACUACCGAUGAUCAAUCACAGUCAUUUAUUAAUCUACCCGCUUUGUGCAUGCACCAUUUCUCUCUUACUAAGGUUUCAUCUGUUCCCAUUUUCCUUGAUUCAAAUAUCUAAUUAAAGUUCAGACAAUUAUUCCUCUGAGUUUUUUUUUUUUUCUUCUGUCUCUGGCCUUCUUGUAUACCUCCCUGAGAACACUAUAAUGGAUGACACUUUUCCCCAAAGCACUAAUGAUAAAAGUAAC